Glossina fuscipes is the source of this 3210-nucleotide messenger RNA. It is a transcript of the gene Syn, whose product is annotated as synapsin. Gene Ontology annotation, biological process: neurotransmitter secretion. The transcript has 10 exons. Gene Ontology annotation, molecular function: ATP binding. The record is from RefSeq and is a predicted model, not a curated record. Gene Ontology annotation, cellular component: synaptic vesicle membrane; synaptic vesicle. Lineage: Eukaryota; Metazoa; Arthropoda; Insecta; Diptera; Glossinidae. The annotation marks the transcript as partial.
CUUAAUUUGAAACAAUCGAAAACCAGAUUCAGCUCGGGAGAUUUGUCUUCCGAAGCAGAUGAUGUGGAUCCCAACACAUUGCCACCAGCGGCUCGACCCAUACAGGACCAACCAACAAAACCAGCUAGCGUGGCGAGUAGUGGUGGGCCACCCAAUGUGCCUCCACCACCAGCUCCCAAUACGACUCAAUCGACGACACAGGAUUUCUCAUUGAACCUGAGUGGCGGUGGUAAAGCAGUUGCAAGCACAACGGCGACUUCUGCUGCACCACCACGCGGUGUCAGCGCACCAACAAGUCCAGCCAAGUCUCGUGAAAGUCUCUUACAACGCGUACAAAGUUUAACUGGUGCAGCACGCGACCAAGGCGCCUCAAUUUUAGGCGCCGCUGUACAAAGCGCUACGCGUGCACCUGCCUUUAACAAGGAUAAAUAUAUUACGCUGCUAGUAUUGGAUGACCACAAUACCGAUUGGUCUAAAUACUUUCGUGGCAAACGCUUACAUGGUGACUAUGAUAUACGCGUCGAACAGGCCGAAUUCCGGGAUGUCACAUUGCAUGCUAGUGCGGAUUCGGGCCCUGUUAUCACUAUGGAAGUUCAUAGAGGCGAUUCCAGAAUUCCGCGCAUGUUUCGGCCCGAUUUUGUUCUUAUACGUCAACCUCCUCGUGAUGGAGCCAACGAUUAUCGCUCGACAAUCUUAGGCUUAAAAUAUGGUGGAGUCCCCAGUAUCAAUUCUUUGAAUUCCGUCUAUCAAUUCCAGGAUAAGCCAUGGGUGUUUGCCCACUUGCAGCAGCUACAACGUCGAUUGGGUAAAGAUGUCUUUCCAUUAAUUGAGCAAACAUUCUUUCCAAGUCCUAAAUAUUUGUUAAAUUGGACGAAAUUCCCGUGUGUUUUAAAGGCAGGUCACUGCCACGGCGGAAUGGCUACAGCUCGCUUUGAGAAUCAAAGCGCAUUACAAGACGCCGCCGGCCUUGUCACUGGCACUGGCAGUGAAGGACAUUGCUAUUGCACUAUUGAACCGUAUAUAGAUGCAAAAUUUGAUAUACAUAUUCAAAAGAUUGGCAACAAUUACAAAGCUUUCAUGCGUAAAUCGAUAACAGGUAAUUGGAAAACCAACCAAGGAUCAGCUAUGCUAGAGCAAAUCACUCUAACGGACAAAUACAAAUCAUGGGUCGAUGAGGUUUCUGAAUUGUUUGGCGGUAUGGAGGUGUGCGGAUUGUCUUUGGUAGUAGGUAGAGAUGGCCGGGAACAUAUUAUUAAAGCUUCUGAUAGCACUUUUGCAUUAAUGGGUGACACCCAGGAGGAUGACCGCAGGCAAAUAGCUGAUUUGGUAACGUCUCGCAUGCAGAAUGUGUGUCGUCCUGGUGCAGGACAAAUUCAAGGCAAAAUAACUGCGCGAUCCUCAGUAUCAUCGCUAACCGGGAGUCCAACUGACGAGUCAGGAGCUCCGCCGCCAGCUCCAGCUGGACCACGACCUGCACCAAUGGGCGGUCCACCCCCAAUUCCCGAGCGUACUUCACCAGCUGUUGGCUCGAUUGGUAGACUUACUAGCCGUAGCAGCAUCUCAGAGGUGCCCGAAGAAACUACCGCUACCGCGGCCGCACCCGCCAGCGUCGCUCCAUCUACAGGUAAUCUUACACGCCGUGAUUCACAAACUUCUCAGGCAUCCAGCAUUUCUUCUGCUUCGCGGACGUCGCAACGAGCUCCGCAAUCCCAGAGUUCGGUUGUAGAAGACGCCGAGGAUACAAUGAAAAAUUUAAGAAAGACAUUCGCAGGCAUUUUUGGUGACAUGUAGGAAUUAGCUAAUAAAAAACGCGGAAGAACCGCGAGCGAGUCGGGAAGUACCAACACCAGUGGUAUUGGUAGCAUAAGUGUUGGUGGCAUUACUAGUGCAGGUAGCAAUUUCUUGGGCAAGCAGUUCUCAUUUGCUUCAGGCAAAACAUCUGCUCCAACUUCUGCCGUGGGAGAUGCUUCUAUUACUUCAUCGCCACCUAAUACAAAUCAGUCUUCGGAAAAACCUUUCGAUACUCGUUCCGAUACGUCGUCUACCUCGACGCUAACGGCUGGAAGCGUUAGCUCCAGCAGCAAGCCUUCUUCUAGCGUUUUAGAUACUUACGAACAAGAGAAUUCAAAAUACAAACCGGUCACCAACUUUGAGCCCCAAGAACGCGUAAAUCCUUUCGACAAAGGCGUUCUAAAAACGAGUGCCACCAGCAAUACCAUCGGCAGUGCGUCGACCACAUCGUCUUCGACAAUUUCGUCUUCAUCAAUUUCGUCGCGUAUAAAUGCUCGCGCUACCGCCAUGAAAUCGCCACCGCCACCAUCGAGACCACCACCCCCACCACCACAAUCAGCUUCUAUAGCCACUAAUUCGAGUGCCACCAUUCAAAGUUCGUCGGCCUCUAAUAAAGACAAAACGAGCUACUUAUAUGGUAGUUCUACAUCCAUUGAGACUAUUACUCGAAUGGAUACAAAUACCACGACAGGUACGGGAAGCAUGGCAACCGCUACAACCAGUAUAGGCGUAAGCUGUUAUACUGAGAAUCAGAAAAAUAUAACAGACAAUGAUCCCGAGAGACGCAACAAGACUACGUUUGCUGCAAACACUACUGCAGCACGUUCGGCCAGUGUAUACAGCGCCCCGGCUGCUGUAAAUACCUCAGCAACAGCUACGGCCGGCGAUGAUGCCCAAUCAACAGCUGCUACAUCGAACGGUUACAAUGCCACCACCGAUAUACCGUCUUACACCCGACCAUCGUAUUCACGUUCCGAGAGUAAUGAUUCGAAAGGGCAAUCCGAUUUGGAUAUAAUAUUCGGUGGCGGUACUAAAUAUAAUCGCGCCAGUUCGGACGCUGAGCUAAUUUUCGGCACACCAUUAAGCUAUAAAAGCGAUCGUUUUGGAUCAUCGAAAAGCAUGAGCGUAGCAUCAGAUAAUUCCUACGGCUAUAAUCCGGGUAGCAAUGCAACAACCAUGGGUGGUGGUAACGCGUACAAAAUAUACGAGGGUAUACAGAAUGCAGCCUUUACCGAUUUUGUCGAUUCGCCGGCAUCGCAAAUAAAAUCGAAGAUCGAUAAAAAGUUAAGCGGUAUCACUGACGAUGAGGACGAUUUGGAUCUUAAAUAGAACAUCAUUUAGACGUGAAAUUCAAAUGAUUUACAUGCGAGACCACUACACCUAAUCAACUUCAAAACGCAUUAUUGUUAUUGUUAAUAA